Molecule: messenger RNA, 1708 nt
Organism: Ambispora leptoticha
Lineage: Eukaryota; Fungi; Glomeromycota; Glomeromycetes; Archaeosporales; Ambisporaceae
Source: the annotation of a GenBank genome assembly
AUAUUUUUUGUUUCUUACUUUUGCUCUAAUUGCUUUUGAAAAUGUUAAUUCACAAAUAGCAAGAUACGGACAUACGGCGAAUCUUAUAAACCAAAAAAUAUAUAUUAUUGGUGGAAAAGAUGCAACUGGCGCGUUUGUCAAUGAAAUGCAAAUAUUGGAUCUUUCAUCAAAUUUUUCUUUAGUUAAUAUUUCCAACAAUUUUAUAAAUAUUACUUCACUGAAUUUUUCUGUCGCAUGGGGAACGUCUGUUGAUAAUGGCUCUAGUAUUUUUUAUUUUGGUGGCGUCACAUCAGAUAAUAAAGCGACUGCGAACAUUAUCCAAUACGAUACAAAUCAAAAUCUGUUAUCUAAACCCCUUGAAGUUUCAGCAUCACCGAGUGCACGGCGCGGCUUAAAUUCAGUCAUUGAUCAAAACGGAACAUGGUAUAUUUAUGGCGGGUCUGGCAGCAUUGAUGAUAACCCUUAUCACUUGACGUCAAAUAACGAUCCGGCUAUAUAUUCUUUAACGUUGACAACAAAGAAGUUUACAGAACAAGCGUCAAUUCAAAGCACAAACACAAAAACCCGAUUUGACUAUACAGCGACAGUAAUAGGCAAUAAUAUUAUAUAUAUUGGUGGUCAAACAACAAAUGGCUUCAUUGGAAUGGAAGAAAUUUGGAUAUUUCAGACAGAUACAAUGCAAUGGAGGAUAUCAAAUGCUACAAACGCUGGUCUGGUGCCAAACCGUGGUGGUCACACUGCUGUAAAACUAAACAAUAGUAUUUUGAUAUAUGGCGGAUAUUCCGAUCAAAAUUCAAAUCCAAUAAACAAUAAUAAUGCUGUUGCAUUAUUGAGCAUUCAAAAUUUGGGCGCUCGAAAUGGUGAAACCUUCACUUGGAAAUUACCAACUAUUUCAUCGUCGCCGUAUCAAAAUCAACAACAGAUACCCUAUUGGCAUACAGCAACAAUCUACAAUAAUUAUAUGAUUGUUGUUUAUGGCAAAUUCGAUAAUAACGAUAAUACUAAUACAUCAUUAAAUGUUACGAAUAAUGACAGUACUAUUCUAUCAAAUAAAAAAAGUAAACGGUUUCCUGAGACUCCACCAACUUCUCAAUCAACACUAGGGACUUCUCAACCAGCACAGGGAGCUUCUCAACCAACAGCUUCUCAACAAGAACCAGUAGUUUCUCCACCAACUUCUCAAUCAACGCAAGGGGCUUCUCAACAAGCACCAGUAGUUUCUCCACCAACUUCUCAAUCAACGCAAGGGGCUUCUCAACAAGCACCAGUAGUUCCUCCACCAGCACCAGUAGUUUCUCCACCAGUACCAGUAAUUUCUCAAAAAGCACCAGUAGCUAUUCUUGAUGUCAGUAAUGAGACUUCUAUGACAUGGGUUCAAACAAUAACUAGCACACAAGAAUCUGACGGUCCUAAUCACGGAAAGAAAAAUAAUGCUGGGAAACAAAAAGAAUUGAAGGAUGGCCAAAUUCAAGAUUCCAUUCAAUCAACGCAAAAUUUAGCUGAAAUGGUACAAGAAUCGAAUUCUAACAAUCCGGAAAUGGUUCAACAUUCGAAUAAUAUUAAUCGAUUCGUGCAAUCACAUCACUUACCUGAGAAAAUCAUGAGCAAAUCAAAUAAUCAGAUUAUCCAACAGCCAACUGCAAGAAAUAAUAAAUUUAAUUUUCAUGUCUCCUUUCACUCGCCAAUUCGUAUUUCUAAAAAAGAAUAA